Messenger RNA from Anopheles coustani, 775 nucleotides. Its product is annotated as transmembrane reductase CYB561D2-like. Bases 35 to 775 code for a protein of 246 amino acids. Lineage: Eukaryota; Metazoa; Arthropoda; Insecta; Diptera; Culicidae. Gene Ontology annotation, molecular function: transmembrane monodehydroascorbate reductase activity. The record is from RefSeq and is a predicted model, not a curated record. The transcript has 2 exons.
AGUUUUCUAGGGUUUGUUAAAUUUAGUACGAAUAAUGGACGAGUUGGAUAUCGACGAAAAUGUUCUACGUAGACCGAGAACUAAAAUAUCGUUUAUCUCGUGUUUGGUAUUCAAUUUUUUGCACCCACUUUGUAUAUUUGUACCUUCCAUAUUGAUAAUAGCUGUUUGUUGGAGCCGAGGAUUAACUCAUCUGUUUACCUGGCACGUGUUCCUAACGGGAUUGGGGUUCCAUCUGCUAAUGGCCGCAGGAGUAGCGUUGCCGAACGGAGGAAAUAGUUUGACCCGAAACUCGACACAUUCUACCCGUAAAACCAUCCACUGGAUCCUGCAAACUGUCGGCGGAGGAUGUGCGCUGAUAGGAACCGUCCUUCAGUACAUUAACCGCGAAACAAAACUAAAGCCUCACUUCGUGUCUACGCACUCGAUCGUCGGAUUGAUUGCAGUGAUUUUUGUCCUUCUCAGCCUACUGAACGGUGUGUCUGCUCUGUUUGGCUGGAAACUCCGUCGGCUCCUGAGCCCAUCGUUGACCAAGCUGAUCCAUAAUGCCACCGGAGUGGCCACGUUUGCCAUGGGAAUGUGUGCGAUCGCCUUGGCGUAUGAAUACCAUAUAUUUAAGGAGAAUUUUGCCUUCGUAGUUCGUGUAUCUCUCGUGAUCAUAACGGUCGCCACAUGCGUGAUGAGUUUGUUUGGUGUUCUGAAAAAUAUCUACAACUAUCUUUACGAGGCAUAUUUAGGAUGUAAAAGCACUGAAUACAUACUAGAUGACGUUGAAUAA